AUGAUAAACGAGCUUGCCAACAAAGUCCCAACAUUACUCCAAUACGUGCCAGGCACGCGAUCGGUCAAAGCCUGGGGGUUUCUGUGCGAUCAGGAAAGCGAGGAUGUGCUCGACUGUUUUAAGCUUCACCUGGAUCCCACGUUCAUAGAUCCAAGGCCCGACCCGCCGAGCCUUGAGCAAGCCAGGCAGUGGUAUCGCGAUUAUUUGCGGUGUAUUCAUGAUCAUGUUGAGGAGACUUUCUCGAAUUCUUUUCCGAGGUGGCAGACGCAGAAUGCGGAGUUUAUCUUCAGUGUGCCGACUACGUGGAAGAAUCCGAGUAUGAUUGCCGAGACGCAGAGGCUGAUCAACGAGGCGGGCUUUGGACGCGAUGGACCGGAUCAUCGAGCCACGAUCUCUUUGACGGAAGCUGAAGCAGCAGCCGUUUAUGCCUCUAAGCAGCGCUAUGAGAGGGACGAUGUCAUCCUUGUCUGUGAUGCUGGCGGAGGGACAACGGGACUAGUAAUGAACCGUAUCCAGUCCUUGAGCCGCAAGACCGAGAUAUUCAGUGAACGUUGCUGUCGUCUAAGCUACGGAGUAGUCUGCAUGGAAGAGUACAAACCCGACAUGCCAAAGCAUUAUGGCCAACACGUCAAGGUAGAUCCCAGAGACGGAAGGAAAUGGGUGGAGGACCAGAUCUCCUGGUUCGUGAAGCAGGGCGCGGUCGUCCCCAGCGCCGGCGUAAUGAAACCCUUCACGCUCAAAGUCAAGCCCGGCGAAGAAGCCGAACCCUGGACGACGCACAUCGUGAUGUCGACGAAUCCUCAAGAUAAGUUGCCCAGCAACACGCUGCAGGAUGGUUCAACGCGAUUGUGCGACGUCUCCUCGAUCCUGAAGGGCAAGAACAUCGACAUGAAGAUGAAGAAUCGGCAUUGGUAUAGUCGCGGGGAUAAGUAUCUGAGAUUACGAUUUGACAUCAAGGUAGUGUUUGGUCCUGCUGAUCUCAAAUUUGUGUUGCAGACGAAGGAUCAGAGGGUCUUGAGUGAUGGGCACAAUUCCAUUGAGGUUGCUUGGGAAGUGCCGAGGGAGGUGGUGGAGGGGAGGGGGCGGGGCGGGGCGGAACUCUACUCGGAGCGUAUGUGA
This is a messenger RNA of Bacidia gigantensis, 1119 nucleotides long. RefSeq lists its product as uncharacterized. Bases 1 to 1119 code for a protein of 372 amino acids. The transcript has 4 exons. NCBI's taxonomy places the organism in Eukaryota, Fungi, Ascomycota, Lecanoromycetes, Lecanorales, Ramalinaceae. The record is from RefSeq and is a predicted model, not a curated record.